Molecule: messenger RNA, 1402 nt
Organism: Bubalus bubalis (water buffalo)
Lineage: Eukaryota; Metazoa; Chordata; Mammalia; Artiodactyla; Bovidae
Gene: CIB2
Product: calcium and integrin binding family member 2
Exons: 8
Coding region: 308-787 (159 amino acids)
Molecular function (GO): calcium ion binding
Source: RefSeq, a predicted model, not a curated record
CGGCCGCGGAUGGGAGGCGGCACCCGGGCGGGAGAGCGACGCCGCCGCGGCCACCAUGGGGAACAAGCAGACCAUCUUCACGGAAGAGCAGCUGGACAACUACCAGGACUGCACCUUCUUCAAUAAGAAGGACAUCCUCAAGCGACUUGUGAAGAUAGAUAAGAUUUAAAAAAUGGUCUCACCACCUCUUCAGUUCAUUUAGUUGGACAUACAGGACCAGGAUCUGCAGAACAGCUCUCCUAAGCCCCAGCUGGUUGUGACCUUGGGGAAAUCAAGCCUCAGUGUGAUCAGGGAAUCAAGGUUUGUCAUGCUCCACGCGCGGUUCCAUGAGCUGGCCCCCAACCUCGUCCCGAUGGACUACAGGAAGAGCCCCAUUGUCCACGUGCCCAUGAGCCUCAUCAUCCAGAUGCCGGAGCUCCGGGAGAAUCCCUUCAAGGAAAGGAUCGUGGAGGCUUUCUCUGAAGAUGGUGAGGGGAACCUCACCUUCAAUGACUUUGUUGACAUGUUUUCUGUGCUCUGUGAGUCGGCUCCCCGUGAGCUCAAGGCCAGCUACGCCUUCAAGAUCUACGACUUCAACACAGACAACUUCAUCUGCAAGGAGGACCUGCAGCUGACGCUGGCCCGGCUCACCAAGUCGGAGCUGGACGAGGACGAGGUGGUACUGGUGUGUGACAAGGUCAUCGAGGAGGCCGAUCUCGACGGUGACGGCAAGCUGGGCUUCGCAGACUUUGAGGACAUGAUCGCCAAGGCCCCGGACUUCCUCAGCACUUUCCACAUCCGGAUCUGAGGACAGUGACCAGAAGCCGACCAUCCGGCCCGGUCCCUGCACGAGUGUGACCUCCAAGCUCCCCAGGAGUGGAGCUGUGGCCUCUGGGGUUUACACCCACGAACACUUCUUUGGCCCUUUCAGCAAAAAAUAAAAACAAAAAACCUUAACCAGGGAAGGGGGGGAUGUGAGGAGCAGGGCCCUUCCCAGUCCCCCUGUGGGCCCUCCCCAGGCCCUCCCUCUGUUCCCCCACCUUCCCUACUCCCAUCAGAAAUGGCCCCAGUGGGAGGGGGAGGAGGAACCCCUAACAGGGCUGGGGUGCUGACUUGUCCAAGUGCUGGGCAGGCACCCGGGUUGCCCAGGGCAAAUGGAAAAACAGAAAGAGGACAAGGUUUAACAAGCUAUGCAAUCUUUCUCUAGAGCCCACAGCUGGGCUGCACCCCGGGCCCGUCUGUUCCUUCUCCCCGGCCCUUCCCAGUGUGAAGCUGUGGGAACCAUGGGUGCAAGGACUCGGCCCCUGUCCAGGUCCGGAGCACCACCCCAUCCGCCCUCCCCGACGACGUGGAAUCCUCAGUGGUGCGUGCUGUCCACAGAUUUGUGAACUCCUGAUAGUAAAACACUUUCAUGUUCUCUGUG